AUGCAGAGCAAAGCUGUCUUCCUCGCUGCCAUCCUGGCUUGCGGCACCGCGUCAUUGUUCUCCGACAAGGGGAGCAAACGUGUCGGUGAUGGCCUGAAGCUAAUACCACGGGAUUCAAAGUCGAACAGCCAAACUCGCAGUCCCCUUCCCAUCCAGAACAUCCUAGCCUUUCCAAACUUCCCUGCUGAGCUUCGAAAGAGGGCACCGAACACGGACAAGGGGUGCUUCGCCAUCAGUGGCGAGUACUGUGAAGACUCAAUCAACUUCCUUGCCUGCGCUGCGGAUGCAGACUCCGGGGAGUGUGUCCUUGGUGCGCAGUGUGUCAUCACCUUUGAGGACUGUCUGCCUGAGAUCGAAUUGCAGGCUCGCCAGGACGGCGGCGGUUCACCCUUCGACCCUGAGCUCUAUCUCCGAUCACCAAACAACGCGGAUUCCAAGUUUAGCAUUGAGUUGAAGCAGCCCGCCAUGUUCGGCUCAAACGCCGUUGAUGAACAUCAUCUCCAGGCCCGACAAGACGCAAGGAUCAGUGAUGAGAUCCAGGCUGCCAUGCCGGCCGAAGUCAAGGACGCCAUGCUCAACGAUCCUGAUGCUGCCGAGUCUCUGGCCAAUGAAUUCUCUGGCGGUUCGGUGCCGCAGUGGUAUGCCCGACUGCCUGCAAGCGUUACCAAUUAUUAUGCCACCAUUACCCCUCCGCCCACCAUGACCGGUUAUGCCAUCAAUGAACCAACAAAUGACCCAGAAAGACAAAGCCUUGACAGCUGGGUAGCAUCUAUUCAGGGUUACAAGGAUCUCAUCGCUUCCGUCUCUCGAGCCGCCGCUUCGGAGUCAGACUCCGCCAGAAGAAUGUCCAGGGCUGCCUCGGAGAAGUCCAAGUGGGCAAGCGAAGAGAGGGAUGGACAAUUGCAGACCAGCGCCUGGGAGCAAUCAAGGCUGGCUGUAUCAAUGUCUCGCCAUGCUGCAGUUGAAUCAAGCUACGCUGCAUCGGCGUCUCGAACCGCGUAUGGGAAAAACGCUCAGACCGGACAAGGAAGUGGUACGACCACCAGCGACGUGAGACUGGCACUAGGAUCGAGCAUUGUUGGUGCGGUAGUGUGCCUUGGGUUGGCCUUUGGUCUGUAA
This is a messenger RNA of Cladophialophora immunda, 1119 nucleotides long. RefSeq lists its product as uncharacterized. Lineage: Eukaryota; Fungi; Ascomycota; Eurotiomycetes; Chaetothyriales; Herpotrichiellaceae. The transcript has a single exon. The record is from RefSeq and is a predicted model, not a curated record. Bases 1 to 1119 code for a protein of 372 amino acids.